Molecule: messenger RNA, 615 nt
Organism: Elephantulus edwardii (Cape elephant shrew)
Lineage: Eukaryota; Metazoa; Chordata; Mammalia; Macroscelidea; Macroscelididae
Gene: MXI1
Product: MAX interactor 1, dimerization protein
Exons: 6
Biological process (GO): regulation of transcription by RNA polymerase II
Molecular function (GO): protein dimerization activity; DNA-binding transcription factor activity, RNA polymerase II-specific; RNA polymerase II cis-regulatory region sequence-specific DNA binding
Source: RefSeq, a predicted model, not a curated record
AUGGAGCGGGUGCGGAUGAUCAACGUGCAGCGCCUGCUGGAGGCGGCGGAGUUUUUGGAGCGCCGGGAGCGAGAGUGUGAACAUGGCUAUGCUUCAACGUUCCCCUCCAUGCCGAGUCCCCGGCUGCAGCACUCGAAGCCCCCACGGAGGCUGAGCCGGGCACCGAAACACAGCAGUGGGAGCAGCAACACCAGCACUGCCAACAGGUCCACACAUAAUGAGCUGGAAAAGAAUCGACGAGCUCAUCUGCGCCUGUGUUUAGAACGCUUAAAAGUUCUGAUUCCACUUGGACCAGACUGCACCAGGCACACAACACUUGGUUUGCUCAACAAAGCCAAAGCACACAUCAAGAAACUUGAAGAAGCUGAGAGGAAGAGCCAGCACCAGCUUGAGAACUUGGAACGAGAACAGAGAUUUUUAAAGCGGCGACUGGAACAGCUGCAGGGUCCUCAGGAGAUGGAGCGAAUACGAAUGGACAGCAUUGGAUCAACUAUUUCUUCAGAUCGUUCUGAUUCAGAGCGAGAGGAGAUUGAAGUGGAUGUUGAAAGCACAGAGUUCUCCCAUGGAGAAGUGGACAAUAUCAGUACCACCAGCAUCAGUGACAUUGAUGACCAC